Phaedon cochleariae (mustard beetle) is the source of this 1183-nucleotide messenger RNA. The record is from the annotation of a GenBank genome assembly. NCBI's taxonomy places the organism in Eukaryota, Metazoa, Arthropoda, Insecta, Coleoptera, Chrysomelidae.
GGUUUUUGUUGUUGAAGUAGUUGAGUGUAGUUGAGUAACAUUUUAAUAGAUUUGUGAUAUUCAAUUCUAUUUCUGUAGGAAAAACCAAAAAGCUAAUAACAUGAUUGUGAAACAACUAAUUUUUCUAGUGAUCUUACAUGCUGUUUCGUCCAAAAGUCAGAGUAGUUUUCCCAAUAAAGGACACACGAAUAACUGGGCAGUUUUAGUGGACACCAGUAGAUUCUGGUUCAAUUAUAGGCAUGUGGCAAACGUGUUGUCCAUUUACAGAAGUGUUAAGCGUCUUGGUAUACCAGAUAGCCAGAUAAUUCUGAUGAUUGCUGAUGAUAUGGCUUGCAAUCCUAGGAAUCCUCGUCCGGCAACAGUAUUCAAUAACGCCAAUCAACACAUCAAUGUAUAUGGUGAUGAUGUGGAAGUUGAUUACAGGGGCUAUGAGGUUACAGUAGAAAAUUUCGUGAGACUUCUAACUGGGAGGCUUCCUCCUGGUACCCCAAGAUCAAAACAGUUGCUGACUGAUGAAGGUAGCAAUGUUUUGAUUUACUUGACAGGCCAUGGAGGUGAUGGAUUCCUGAAAUUCCAGGAUUCAGAGGAAAUAACUAGCCAAGAGAUGGCUGAUGCUUUAGAACAGAUGUGGCAAAAGCAGAGGUACCAUGAAACAUUCUUUAUGAUUGAUACUUGUCAAGCAGCUUCUAUGUAUGAACGAUUUUAUUCACCUAAUAUUCUAGCAGUAGGAAGCAGUUUGGUCGGUGAAGAUUCUCUCUCUAAAGGUUGCUACAGCAAAAGUAUUUUUCAGCACCAUGUAGACCCUGCUAUUGGUGUUUAUAUCAUUGAUCGCUACACCUAUUAUGCCCUGGACUUUUUGGAAAAUGUGGAUCUUCAGACAAAUAAAUCUGUGGGGGAAUUUCUGAAAGUGUGCCCUAAGAGUGUAUGCAUAUCCACGGUGGGUGUGAGAAAGGACCUUUUCCAAAGGAACCCCGACGAGGUUCCUGUGACGGAUUUUUUCGGUUCGGUGCGACCGAUCGAUUUGAUGGAUCAAGUCGCCAUUGAACCGCUGGUAGUCGAUGUUGGUCAGCGGAAAGUGGUGCCCAGUACCAAGAAGAGGAAGUACGCCUAUGUUCAGCCAAUAGUCAAUGUUGAUACAGUGUCCUUGUGAUGUGAGUAAGAGUGAAUAAACUAGUCUUUUUUG